AUGUCUGCUCAAAUAAAGGGCGUUGGGUCGUUUCAAUGCGAAUACGUCGUCCCUGACCAUGAUACACCGCAACUCCCUCGCUGGUCCGACACACACAUUGAACGCCCUGCUCUUAUAGUUACCCCAAAGACCGAGCAAGAUGUGAAGGAUGCCAUUCGUGUUGCGAAGGAGAGCAAGCUUACAAUUGUCGCUGCUGGCGGAGGCCAUGGAACGUUUGUCAGCGUGGACUCAGCAUCCUUGUACCUCGACAUGAAGCUCUUCAAGAAGAUUGAACUGAACAAGCACGAAGGAACAGUGAAAUUUGGCGGCGGUGUCCUCGUUGGAGAGGUACUGAAGACUUUGGCAAAGGAGGGCUACUAUACUCCUAUUCCCAAUUCUGAUGCCGUUGGCUUUGUGGGAAGUAUGCUUGGAGGUGGAAACAGUGCCCAGAUUGGCCGCCAUGGGUGGAUGGUGGAUAACGUGGUGUCGUUUCGACUUGUUACUGCUUCAGGCGACAUCGCUGAAGUCGAUUCUUCGUCAAGAGGCAAGGGACAAGUUCUCUUCAACGUUCUCAGUGGCGCGGGUCAUGGACUCGCACUAGACGUCGCUAUCAAGGCUUUUCUGGAUCUGAGUCACCCUCCAGCCGAAGGAUACAUGAGCUUGGCGUUUGCACGAAGUCCGCCUGGCACUCCGGCAGCUGGAUCUCCAAUCAUCAUUCUGGCAUACCAGUAUUUUGGUCCCGCUGAGCAGGCUGAGAAUGCAACAGCCUUACUCUUCCAUGACGAUGUUGUCAGCAAGACAGUUGUGGCAAACACAGAACUAUUGCCAUUUGAGAACGUCAAUGCCAAGAUGAACAUAUACAACUCCCACCACAGUCAUAAAACCAUAGCAUCGUGUCGUCUUCACAAGACCACAGCCGAAGCUAUCAAAGCUGGCUUCGAGAAAUGGCGCAUCGCAACGGAGGAAUACCCAGAUGCUCAACAAUCAAGCCUCAUCAUCUCAGCAUACAACAUCGACAGAACUUCAGCGAUCAAGAAUGAGAAGUUCGUGGAGGGCAGGGAUAGAAACAUCAACGCGUUUAUGGUAAUGGUGGCCAAAGAGGAUAAGACACGAGAGGCGUUUGGGCCAGUUCUGGAUGAUGUAGUUGCGGGUUUUAGAAAGAGUGAUGAGGGGAUGGUGCCGAGAAGUUUUCCAAAUAAUUUGAGGCCUGGAAAGGACUUGAGUGAUAUGUAUGAUAGAGAGAGGUUGGAGGUUUUGAGGGAUGUGAAGAAGACUUGGGAUGCUGAAGGCGUGUUUUGGUCGCCUUACUCCAAGACCGUUUAA
This is a messenger RNA of Fusarium subglutinans, 1302 nucleotides long. RefSeq names its product 6-hydroxy-D-nicotine oxidase. NCBI's taxonomy places the organism in Eukaryota, Fungi, Ascomycota, Sordariomycetes, Hypocreales, Nectriaceae. The record is from RefSeq and is a predicted model, not a curated record. The transcript has 2 exons. Gene Ontology annotation, molecular function: oxidoreductase activity; FAD binding. The coding region runs from base 1 to 1302 and encodes 433 amino acids.